Struthio camelus australis is the source of this 3084-nucleotide messenger RNA. The record is from RefSeq and is a predicted model, not a curated record. Lineage: Eukaryota; Metazoa; Chordata; Aves; Struthioniformes; Struthionidae.
ACUCAAAAACAUUCAUAGAAAUGAACUGAAGGCUUCGCCAGUAUGGGGAGUCCCGCUGGAGAGGAGUAAUGAAAACAGUGAUUUAAAAAAGCAUGAGGAGGCAGCAGGAUCAGGAAGCAAGAGAUGGAGGGGAAGGAAACCAGCAGCGCCCCAACGUGUGCGCUGUGCAGAAGCUCAUUGGGACAAACAGGAAAUACUUCACCAACUGCAAGCAGUGGUACCAGAGGAAAAUCUGCGGCAAAGCCACAGUAAUCAGUUAUGAGUGCUGUCCUGGAUAUGAAAAAGUUCCUGGAGAAAAAGGCUGCCCAGCUGCGUUGCCACUUUCAAACAUCUAUGAAACCCUUGGCGUCGUUGGAUCUGCUACCACGCAGCUCUACUCUGACCGGUCUAACCUAAGACCAGAAAUUGAAGGACCUGGAAGUUUUACAAUUUUUGCCCCAAGUAAUGAGGCCUGGGCAUCCUUGUCUGCUGAAACAUUGGAUUCCUUAGUCAGUAAUGUUAACAUUGAGCUGCUCAACGCCCUCCGCUACCAUAUGGUGAACAAACGAGUCCUAACAGAUGAGCUGAAACAUGGGACAGCACUUAAUUCAAUGUACCAGAACCUUCCUAUCCAGAUUCACCACUAUCCCAAUGGGAUUGUGACUGUGAACUGUGCCAGGCUUUUGAAAGCUGACCACCAUGCCACCAACGGAGUGGUUCAUGUCAUCGACAAAGUCAUCGCCACCACUACAAACAGCAUUCAGCAGAUCAUUGAAACCGAGGAAAGCCUGGAAACUCUCCGGGCUGCUGUGGCUGCUUCCAAUCUGAACAGCUUGCUGGAAAGUGAAGGCCAGUACACGCUCUUGGCUCCAACCAACGAAGCCUUCGAGAAGAUCCCACGAGAGACUCUGAACCGGAUCCUGGGGGACCCAGAGGCCCUCAGGGACCUGUUGAACCAUCACAUACUGAAAUCAGCCAUGUGUGCUGAGGCCAUCAUUGCUGGCCUGACGAUGGAGACUCUGGAAGGAACCACCUUGGACGUAGGCUGCAGUGGGGAGGAGCUGACCCUGAAUGGGAAGCCCAUCAUUGCUAACAAGGAUGUCCUGGCUACCAAUGGUGUCAUACAUUUUGUAAAUGAGCUGCUGAUCCCAGACUCAGCUAAGACCCUGUUUGAGUUGGCCCAGGAAUCUGCAGUUUCCAAGUCUAUGGACCUCUUCAGACAAGCUGGUCUCAGUUCUCAUCUGACUGGCAGUGAGCGUGUGACACUUCUUGCCCCAAUAAAUGAUGUAUUCAAAGAUAGAAUUCCCCCUGUUGACAGCUCCAUGAAAAAUUUGCUUCUGAACCACAUUGUUAAAGACCAGCUUUCCUCUAAAUAUCUUUACCACGGACAGAAACUGCAGACUCUGGGUGACAAGGAACUGAGAGUUUUUGUUUACCGCAAUAACCUUUGCAUUGAAAACGCCUGCAUUGCUGCCCAUGACAAGAGAGGAAGGUUUGGGACCCUGUUUAGCAUGGACAAAAUGUUGACCCCACCAUCUGGUUCAGUGAUGGAUGUUCUUAAGGCAGACCAUCGCUUCAGUACGUUGGUGGCUGCAAUCCAGUCUGCAGGUCUAACAGAGACCCUGAACAGGCCAGGUACCUUCACAGUGUUUGCUCCAACAAAUGAAGCUUUCCGAGCCAUGCCACAAGGAGAACUGAACAAAUUAAUGGGUAAUGCCAAAGAACUUGCCAACAUCCUCAAGUUUCACGUUGCGGACGAGAUCCUGGUUAGCGGCGCCGUCGGGGCUCUCGUGCGACUGAAGUCCAUGCAGGGGGAUAAGCUGGAAGUCAGCGUGAAAAACCAUGUAAUACAUAUCAACAAGGAGCCUGUUGCUGAAAGUGAUAUCAUGGCCACGAACGGUGUGAUUUAUGCUGUGAACUCAGUCUUACAGCCUCAGGCUUCAAGGCCUCAAGAACGAGGUGAUGAGCCUGCAGAUCCUGCGUUAGAAAUCUUCAAACAGGCAUCUGCAUUAUCCAAGGUUUCUCAAAGGAAUCCUCGACUAGCACCCGUCUACUCCAGGCUACUAGCAAAGAUGAAGGAGAACUCGGGCGGGUUCUGAGCGCCCACGUGAGCACCCCCCAGUCACCGCCUCCGUCGACCUCCACUGACAGCUUAAGAGGAGGACAGAAUUGUUUUAAAAAACCAAAUAUCACCCUUAAAUUUAUUUUUGUCUCCAGUGAAAAGGAUAGGAAAAAUUAAAAGCCAUAUAUAUAUAUGUAUAUAUUUUAAGACCAUUUUUAUUUGUUUUUGACCUUAAAGUUUUCACACUAAGGAUAUUUUGAUUUGUUUUUUUACAAAGUAGUCAUCAGUUUGCAGUUUUGACUUACCCAGUUUUGGGCUUGAUACCCGUGAUGUACAAGGGCAGGUGCUUAAUUCAGCCCUGAUUCAGAAGCAUGUAAAAAGAUACUUAGAGCUUUCCAUGAUGCUGUCUCAAUUAAGGAGACUUUGAAUUAAAGGUCCUUUUCCAGGCUCCGAGUGGUACUGACUGGAUCUGCAAAUUCCGGGUUUCUGAAAUGGGAAGCCAGGUAUAAUCUCACUGAAAACCCCCUCCAAACCAGUGCCAGCACUGGGAAACUUUUGCCAGAAUGGCUUGGCAGGAAUUCUAUAUUUUCAGCUUUCAGGGUAAAUAUAUCACCCAGGGGCCAACUGCAUAGCUUAGGCAAAUGAUGAUUGCUUUGGAGGAGGUAAAUUUGUUCAAUUCAUGAACCAUUACCCAAGCAAUUCUUUUUUUUUUCCCUAGUUUCUUUGUUUUUGUUUUUGUUUUAUUUUCCAGCAUGCGUUUCCUUCUUCCCCUGUGUUUUAAAAGUCUCCCGUGAAAUUCUGAAUUGAGAGGCUUUUUUUUAAAAGCCUCCUGUUGACAUUGAGGAAACUGCAUGAUUAUAAGCUAUGGUUUGAACUGUUCUCUUUUUUUUUAUUGGGUUUUGUUUAUGCCUAUGGAUUUUAACUGUGCUGCGUUUUGUUCACAACGAGAUUGAGAUGAAAGUUCUCCCUGGCAGAAGCCUUCCAGUAAAUGAUUCAUUUGUAAUAAUGUUUGGUUUUUUAAUAAAACUUAAAAAUAAAAAUCA